Molecule: messenger RNA, 933 nt
Organism: Alosa sapidissima (American shad)
Lineage: Eukaryota; Metazoa; Chordata; Actinopteri; Clupeiformes; Clupeidae
Gene: dctn3
Product: dynactin 3 (p22)
Exons: 7
Coding region: 57-626 (189 amino acids)
Biological process (GO): cytoskeleton-dependent cytokinesis
Cellular component (GO): dynactin complex
Source: RefSeq, a predicted model, not a curated record
UCAUUUCUAUCCGUCAUAUCUUCAGACCAAGCAAGCUAAGCUAAUGUUAGCUAAAGAUGGAGGGCAGGAAUAAUACUGAAGAUCUUGAUGGACGCCUGCAAAUACUCGAGAAACGUGUUUACGGUGACAGAGGAUGUAAACCGAACAAGACAGUCAAGUGUGUAGAUUCACUUGGCAAAGUCAAUGCUGCUCUCGCAAACACGGCCAACAAGAGGGAGCGUGUCAAGAUUCUUCACAAAAAAAGUAAGACUGAAGAUCUACUGAAGUAUUUGGAUCCUCAGUUCACUGAUUACAUAGCUGUACCAGAUGCCAUGAAGUUGGAAUUCAUUCUUGCAGAGGAGGAUUUCUUGCGUACUCAAGCAUCCAUGCUUGAGCAGGUCCACACUCUGCAGCCUUAUCUGGACAGCAACCACAUCAAAUCUGUUCCAGAACUCACCACAAAACUACAGCGUCUUUCACAGCUCCAUAUUAAACAACAGGACCAGAAUGAAGAACUAUCUGCGGAAGUGAAGAGGUUGUUUGAGGAGUACAACAAGAUGAUGUUCCUGCUGUCUAAACAGUUUGCCCAGUGGGAUGAAACUCUUCGGAAGCUCGAAGGACCCAAACCUGGACAGAAAGUGGAGUAGCUCCAGAAUAUCCACAUCACUAUUAUUUAAAGAUGCAUUGAAGCAGUUCUACACAAAAUGUCAUUUGACAUUUUGUCAUUUGCCUAUUUGUCCCUUUGCUUCAUGUUUUUGAACAUGAUUUUGUACAAAUGCAAACACUUUCUGUUUGUAUUUAAGAACUGAUUGAACUCCUAUGUUGUCAUAUUUAAUACUUUCCUCUUGAGUUUAAUUAGUGUUUUUGACCAUUUUAAUUGCUGUUUCAGCAAUCAGCAAUCUGUUUCAGUGACUGCCUGAUGUAUGUGUGUAAAGUUAGGUUUUAGUCGAGAGA